AUGGACGAGCCCUCCCUCGAAGAAGCUCUGGACAGAACCUCAGUUAACGUUCCAGCCCCCGCACCGCCGGCGGGCCCUCCACGAGGUCACGCACGGGUCCAGGACGAGGACUACGCCAGCAGGUCAUCCGAGCCAGACCCCGAAGACCCCAAGCUCGCCCGCCUCAUCGCCGACGUGCGGGACUACCAACUCACCCACGGCUCUCUUCUCAAACUAGUCCGAUAUGUCACACCCACACAGACGUCUGCCGCUUCGGUGAAUGUCAGCCUAUACCCGACACCGUUUCCCGGGAAAUUCUACCGCGGAGCCGUGGCACUACAGCAUUCCAUGAACCAACUCUACGUCCGCGUGGCCAACGACGAGGACUGGCUCUACUCCGUCUUAGGUCCGCAGAUCCAGGGCGAUCCAGAAGGGUUGACGAGUAGUCUGUGGGAUGUGCAUGUCAAGUGCAGAGAGGCAGGGGUUGUGCAGGAUGUGGGUUGCGGAGUGUUCAGGAGUGAUUACAUGCUGCAUGCUGAAGAUGAGGAGGCGGCAUUGAGCGGAGGAGGAAUGAUCACCCUGAAGCAAGUCGAGAUGAAUCACUUGUCGGUAGCCGGAGCCUACCACGCGGAUAAUGUGGCGGGGAUGCAUAGGUAUCUGUUGCAGAAACGCAUAGCUGAACGAACCGAGGACCCGAUGGAGCUACGGCGUUUAUUACCGAACACGAACACCGCUUCCUUGGUUACGGGCCUGACACGUGCUCACCGAGUAUACCGGGAACAGGAAUCGCCUCACGACAGAGAAGGACCCUCCUGCAUACUCAUGGUCGUCCAGCCUUUCAACUUCAACAUAGCAGACGAACGCCCGAUCGAGCAUGGAUUGUGGGAUGAGGAUGUGCCCUGCUACCGCUGCGAGUGGCGAUCUGUGUUGAUGCAAUGCCGCCUAGCUGAUGGUGAGAGGAAGCUGUACUUCCGACCCGAAGGCUCGGGCACUGAGUUUGAGGUCAGUGUGACCUACUACAGAGCCGGCUAUGAUCCGAGGGAAUACGCCGACAACAACGGCCGCGAGACGCGAGUCCUGCUCGAGAUGUCACGAGCGAUCAAGUGUCCGGAUAUCCUGACGCAUCUGGCGACGUUCAAGAGCGUACAACAGGCUCUCGCCGAGCCGGAUGUUGCAGAAGGGUUCCUGGCAGGCCACACAACGGAACAGCAACAAAGUGCCGUGAGAGGCACGUUCAUGCAUAUUUUACCUCUUGAUACUUCGCCGGCUGGCAUGGAGGCGCGGAGGAUAGCUGCGGAUCUGGAGUUGAGCGAUGCUUACGUCCUCAAGCCCAACCUUGAGGGUGGGGGGCAUAAUAUCUACCGCGAUGAUAUACCGGGCUUUCUUGCGAAUGUUGGGGAGGAGAGGUGGCAUGAGUACAUACUCAUGAAGAUGAUUACGCCUCCUACCAGCACCGCGGGUAUGCUGCUGACGGCAGAGGAAGGACUUUAUCACGGUGAUGUGGUGUCCGAGCUUGGAGUACUGGGCUUUGUCAUGUGGAAGCGGCCUCGAGGUAGCGCAGGGAAGAUUUGUGGCAAGGGGAAAGACGUGAGGCCAGAUGUAGAGAUACUAGAGAAUGAGACGGUGGGCUGGACAUUCAAGACGAAGCCGAGGGACGUUGACGAUAUGAGUGUGGUUAAAGGGUAUGGGUGUUUCGACUGCCCGCUGCUAUCAUGA
Molecule: messenger RNA, 1695 nt
Organism: Anthostomella pinea
Lineage: Eukaryota; Fungi; Ascomycota; Sordariomycetes; Xylariales; Xylariaceae
Source: the annotation of a GenBank genome assembly